UUUUUUUAUCUGCUAAAAAUCAAUGAUUAUUUCUUAAUGAGUGCUCUGAUCGUUGAUCGAAGCUCUCAAACAUGUUUUUUUUUGUUUUGUUUUUUGUUCUCAAAAACACUACUCUAUUCCACUUUUGAAUGUGAGUUUAUCAAUGUUUUUUUUCCUCUUCAUCAUCAUCAUCAUAUUAUUUUAUUAUUCGUUGAUGCUGUAUGCUGUUUUGUUUUGUUUUGAUUUUGAUUUUGUCCAUACAUAAAGAAGAAAUUAUCCAUAUUGAUGGUUCAUUGAUUUUGUUUUACUCAUCCAACACAAAUCCCGAUUCUUGACGUUAAUGAAAGGAAAAAAAACUUGUUUAUCUUCUUCUUAAUGUGUUAUUAUUAUUCAAAAAAAAGAACUGCAAGAUAAUUUUAAUAAGAAAAUUUUCUUGCCAUUAAAAUUCAUGUGUAUUCUGUUGUGUUUGACUGAUUCGUUACAUUCGAUUCAAAGUAGCCAUAAAAGAUUGCCAUUGGAUUUCAUAUUCAACAUUCAAGAUGGAUCAAUCGACAAAAUCAAACAAAAAUAAAAUCGUUUGUAUUAUCGGUGCUGGUAUAAGUGGAAUGGUUACAGCUAAAUCUUGUCUUGAAUAUGGUAUUGAACCUGUUGUUUAUGAACGUACAAAAAAUUUAGGUGGAUUAUGGCGUUUUCGUGAACUAGUGGAACCUGGUCAAGGAUCCGUUAUGCGUAGUACAGUGGUUAAUUCUAGUAAAGUUAUGACCGCUUUUUCUGAUUAUCCAUUUCCUGAUGAUUAUCCGAAUUUUAUGCCCAAUGAAUUAAUGUACGAAUAUCUUGUGAAUUAUGGAAAAGAAUUUCAAUUAGAAUCACAUGUUAGAUUCUCUCAUGACGUACUACGAAUAGAACAUGCUAAAGAUCCAAAUGAUGGAUAUAUGGUAACCGUUAAAGAUCUUAAUAAUGAUUUCAUUCAAACAUUACGAUAUGAUGCUGUGGCUGUUUGUAGCGGACAUCAUCAUACACCUAAAUCUCCUACAUUUCCUGGUCAAGAAACAUUUCAAGGAAAAAUCAUUCAUUCACAUGAAGUUAGAUCCAUAUUGAACAAUGAAGAUUUUAUCGAUAAACGUAUUGUAGUGCUUGGUAUCGGUAAUUCCGGUGGUGAUGUUGCUGCUGAAGCAGCUCCCGUGGCUAAACAAGUUUAUCUUUCCUCUCGUAACGGUGGAACAUGGUUAUUACGACGUACUGGUCUUGGUGGACAACCUGUUGAUACUGUCGGUAUUCGCCGUGCUUUUAUGGGCGCUCUUCAUACAUUACCAUAUUCAUUACGAUGUUCGGUAAUGGAAUUUUUAGCCUCACGAAUGGUUGGUCAUGAUUUACUUGGACUUCGGCCGGAAAAUAUACGAUUUUUUGAACAACAUGCAAUGAUCAAUGACCAUAUUCCUACCUAUAUUCAUUUAGGAUGGAUUAAAAUGCGUUUUGGUAUUGAACGUUUUACACCGAAUGGUGUUGUAUUCGAACGUGAUAAUGGCCAUGUUACUGAAUGUGAUUUAGUUGUAAUGGCCACUGGUUAUGAACAUUCAUUUCCUUUCAUUACAUCGGAAGUAUUUGACACUUCAAAUGGACGAUUCGAUCUUUAUAAACAUGUUUUUGAUCCACGUCAACCACAACCUGAACGGUUGGCAUUCAUUGGAUUACCGGCUGCCAAUGGUAGUUUACCACCAAUAUCAGAGAUUCAAUCUCGUUGGUUUUGUUUACUAUUGACUGGCCAAUGUAAACCACUUCCAAGUGUGAAGAAAAUGUUUAAAAAAAUUGAAAACGAUAGAAUAUGGGUAGCAGAUCGAUUUGGUGCUGAUAGAGUUGAUCAUUUUCGAUUCGAAGUUGAAAUGAUGGAUUAUAUGGAUAUGGUGGCUCGUUCAGCUGGAUUAAUGCCAAAUAUUUUUAUUCAUAUGAUUAAAGAUCCACGAUUAUGGUGGUCAUUGGUAUUCAAACCAUGUAUAGCUGCUCAAUAUCGUAUUAAAGGACCGGGUGCAAAACCAAAACAAGCAAGAAAAUUAAUACUAACCAUUGAUGAACGUAUUAAAGCUCCUUAUCGAAAGGUACGUAAACCAGAAAUCAUUCAACAACAACAACAACAAGAAAAUGGCAAUGAAUUUGAUAGUAAAAGAGCUUUGCUGAAUCCGAACAAGACAAAAUUCAAUUAAAUUAAAUUGUUAAAUUUC
Dermatophagoides farinae (American house dust mite) is the source of this 2195-nucleotide messenger RNA. Its product is annotated as flavin-containing monooxygenase 5. Lineage: Eukaryota; Metazoa; Arthropoda; Arachnida; Sarcoptiformes; Pyroglyphidae. The record is from RefSeq and is a predicted model, not a curated record. Gene Ontology annotation, molecular function: flavin adenine dinucleotide binding; N,N-dimethylaniline monooxygenase activity; NADP binding.